Emiliania huxleyi CCMP1516 is the source of this 1505-nucleotide messenger RNA. Its product is annotated as phosphatidylcholine-sterol O-acyltransferase. Lineage: Eukaryota; Haptophyta; Isochrysidales; Noelaerhabdaceae. The record is from RefSeq and is a predicted model, not a curated record. The coding region runs from base 131 to 1411 and encodes 426 amino acids. Gene Ontology annotation, biological process: lipid metabolic process. The transcript has a single exon.
GUCUGGCACCGAUACCCGUACUCGAGUGAGUACCCGGGCACUCGAGCAGGCCUCUACUCGCCUGGGUUGCUGGGUGGUGGCCAUCUCCGCCCACGACUACACCACGCUCACCGACGCGGCGCCCGCGAAUAUGCGCGCUCGUCGCGCUUGCCUGUGCUUCGGCCUGGUCGUGGUCCUCGUCGCCGGUCUCACCACGGACAACCACAAGCUCAACGCACCUCGCAGUGCCUUGAUGCCGAUCGUGAUUGUGCCGGGCACGGGCGGCUCGCAGCUCGAGGCCCGGCUCGACAAGCCAAGCUCGCCGCACUGGUGGUGCGCUCGGCAAGCGGACUGGUUCCGCCUCUGGCUCGACACGAAGGAGCUGCUGCUCGACGCGCUCACGCAGUGCUGGGCCGACAACAUCCGGCUGAUGUGGAAUGAGACGGCGGGCGCGAUGCAGAACGCCCCGGGCGUCGAGACGCGCACGCCAGAUUUUGGCGGCGUCUCCGCCUUCAGCGAACUCGACCCCUCGCUCCCGCUGCACGCGUCUUCCUACUUCCGCGACCUGAUCGCUGCGCUCGAGGCGAGGGGUUACGUGGCCGGCAGCUCGCUCCUCGGGGCGCCGUACGACUUUCGGUACGCGCCGUCGUCGAAGGUCGGCCGACGCUUCACCGCCGAUCUCCGCGCGCUGCUCGAGCGGGCGCGGGAGGCGUCCGGCCGGCCUGCGCUGCUGCUCGCCCACUCUUACGGCUGCCUGCUCUCGCUCCACUUCCUGCAGGGCCAGAGCGCGGCUUGGAAGGCGAAGCACGUCGCGGGCUUCGUCUCCGCUGGCGGGCCGUACGGCGGCAGCGCGCACGAGCUCGUCGUCCUCGCCUCCGGCUCCAACGAGGGCGUCGCCACCGUCCACCCGCUCACGAUCCGGCACGAGCAGCGCACCUACGAGUCAAACCACCUGAUGCUGCCCAGCCCCGCCGUCUUCGGCGCGGCCCCGCUCGUCACGACGCCGGAGCGCACCUACGCGCCCACGCAGUACGCCGACUUCUUCGCAGACAUCGGCUGGCGCCACGGCGCGCAGGUCUACGGGCAGGUGCGCUCGCUGCUGCGCGGCUUCGCCCCUCCGGGCGUGCCGACGCACUGCGUCUACGCGGUGGGGCAGCGAACCGAGCGCAACUACACCUACGGCCGCGGGUGGCCCGACGCGCAGCCGGAGAGGGUCGGCCACGGCGACGGCGACGGCACCGUCAACGUCGAGUCGGCGGAGGUGUGCCGCCGCUGGCCGGGCACAAACGUGACGGUGCUUCGCGGUGUCGCGCACAUGGACAUCGUCAAGGACGGCGACUUCAUCGCCGCAGUUGAAGCCUUGCUAGCCGACGUAGGGGCGCCGCCCGCUGAAGGAGUGCGGGCCGAGCGGGGGAGUGAGAUUGCUGUGUGAGACCCGCGCUCGGCUAGCGCUCGGGUGGAGGGGCGUGUUGUGCCUACGUGUUACUCUGUUGUUUUGUCCCAUAGUGACGUAUAAAAAGCCCUGA